Molecule: messenger RNA, 854 nt
Organism: Amphiprion ocellaris (clown anemonefish)
Lineage: Eukaryota; Metazoa; Chordata; Actinopteri; Pomacentridae
Product: transcription factor HES-5-like
Exons: 2
Coding region: 31-576 (181 amino acids)
Biological process (GO): anterior/posterior pattern specification; regulation of transcription by RNA polymerase II; regulation of neurogenesis
Cellular component (GO): nucleus
Molecular function (GO): DNA-binding transcription factor activity, RNA polymerase II-specific; protein dimerization activity; RNA polymerase II cis-regulatory region sequence-specific DNA binding
Source: RefSeq, a predicted model, not a curated record
CCUCCUGAGAAGACCUUCACCUCCUCAGCCAUGGCUCCCUGCAGCUCUGACUCCUCCAGGAUCUCUCAGAAAGACAUCAAGCUGAAGAAGCCCGUCAUGGAGAAGCUCUGCAGAGAUCGCAUCAACAGCUGCAUCGAGCAGCUCAAAGUCAUCCUGGAGAAAGAGUUCCACAAGCAGGAGCCCAACUCCAAGCUGGAGAAAGCCGACAUCCUGGAGAUGACCGUGAACUUCCUGAGGCAGCAGCUGCAGGCGGGCGUCUGUCAGGGCGACUACAGCCAGGGCUACUCCCACUGCUGGAGGGACUCCAUGCGCUUCCUCUCCAGCUCCGAGGCCUCGGUUCCUCCUCUGCAGGGCCUCCAGAGACAGGACCAGAAGCUGCAGCAGGUCCAGAGAGGCAGCAGCUCCAUCCUCAGGCCCACCACCCUGCAGGACAACAGCAGCAGAGGCCCGGUGUGGAGGCCUUGGUGGAGACCUGAGGGGUCCUGCUUCCUUUCCCAGCUGCUCUUUCACUCCAUGAGUUUACAGUGUUUCAUCACAUUGAUGAGGAUUUACGUAUCGGUUGUUCUGACCUCAUGAACCUUCAUGUGCACCACAUCUCAUCACAUCUCAGUAUGUUCUUGCCUCACAGUGAGGAAAAUCUCAGUGUUUGGAUCCUUCAUAGAACCGAAGGAAGUAAAGUUAAUGCUACAUUAUGAUUGAAACAUGAUGAUUUUUUGCCUUUUAUAAAGGAAGAAAGUAUUUGAUGACAUGUCAAAAAUCAGCAGCUAGCAGUGUAAGUUCUGAAUAUUGUUCAUUCUGUUGUAAAGAAUUAUGUUAGUAAAUGCUGUGUAUUUGAAAUAUAAAUGAAGAUACCA